Molecule: messenger RNA, 2763 nt
Organism: Phytophthora sojae
Lineage: Eukaryota; Oomycota; Peronosporomycetes; Peronosporales; Peronosporaceae
Exons: 6
Coding region: 1-2763 (920 amino acids)
Source: RefSeq, a predicted model, not a curated record
AUGGUGAGGGCCGAUGCAGUUCCGUUGACUCGGUCUCCAGCCGAAAUCUCGGCGCUCAACUCGCUGCGCAGUCUGCCGGAGCUUCUGCUCUACUCCCGCCGUCCCCAAUCGGCCAAUGCCAGCGAUCGUGGGCGGAGCUUGGUCGUCACGUCCAGCGUGGCAGCGCUUCGCUCGCUUUGUAGCACUCAUGGACGACGAUCAUCGAUUACGGACGCUGCACCUCCGACUGAACUCGGAUCGUUGGAGAGGUGGCUCGCGCUCGCCGAGAUCUCGGCGAAACUUGACGACGACAUGCAGAACCUCGAGCGGGAGAUUCAAACGCAUGAGCGCAAGCGCACCGCACUCGCAUCGGUGAGAGGCGACGGGUCCAGCGCAACGAGACUGCCGCCACCUGAAGCUUGCGAGCUCGGACCCAAGCUGCAGUGUCUGCAGGAGGUGCUGGGGACGGCGCGCUUUCGAGCGUAUUGCCGCGACUUGUUCGUCUUGGUGAGGAACCUCCGCCUCCGUCUAGAGCUCCAUGGCGUUCGCAUGCGCGACUUCGAGCGGCAGUUGUGUCGAGAGCGCUCCGUGUCCGUGGAGAAGCUUCUGUGGCUGUUGAACGAGACCAAGCGCUGUCUUCAGUCGAACGCUGAAGAUGACGUGCCACCGAUUGAACACGCCGACUACGCGCUAUUGCUGCAGCACUGCAGUGACCCCAGCAAUCCUGAAGCUGCCGUCGUCACGGAGGAGUUCACGGCGUUGCUACGCAGCCUCCCGCUAGAGAGGGCGACGCUCGUGAGGUACGUGUUCGAGCAGCUCGCUGACACUCGAAGAGGAGAGGGCUACCGACCUCCUCCAGAUCACACCAAGAUCCACCACAUCCAAGCCGCCGUCAAACUACAGCGCAGUCACUGCUCCGCUGGAGAACUCCAAGCUGCUGAGGCCUGGCUCGAAGUCGUGGGGUCCGAUGCCAUCACGCUUCAGGACCUGGUCCAGUUUCACCUCACCGUCAACGACGCCAACGUCACCGAAGACGCCGAGUUCGUGCGCUUCGUGCAGCGGAUGUGGGGCUUUGACCCCCUGGCUGUGAAGGACGCGGACCGAGGGGAAGCGAUACAGCAACUGCUGGAGAACUACACAGCGAGGUGUCACCUGGUUGAGCUCGUCGCUCGUAAACGCGAGCUGCUCGCGAAAAUCCCUGCUGCCCAGGCUCGGAUACGCUCCGCUAGCGUGCUCCUAGAGUCUGAGUUACAACAUCUCCGAGUGCUGCAGGCUCCAGCAGGACUGAGUCGCUGGCUGCAGUGCGACCUUAAGCUGAGCGGGAACAAGUUGACCUCUCUACCCAGUGCGCUUGUAGCCAUUCCAAGUCUUACGACGCUCGAUCUCUCUAGGAACUCACUGCGAGCAAUUCGACGGGAAUGCAACCAGCUUCGAAAUCUCCCGGCGGGGAUCACAGAGUGUACUCAGCUUCGAGUUCUUGACGUGCACGACAACUGUCUGCAGUCGCUACCCAAGGAGCUGGUGCAGUUGACGUCGCUCGAAGUUCUCAACGCAGCCGAGAACGACCUCACUGAGAUUCCCCUCGAGUGGCACGCGUUCGAGACUCAAAACGAUGGCGCGAGGGUGCUCCACUCUCUGAUGCUGCGUCGAAAUCCGCUGCAUAACAAAAUCCUCAAGGCCAUUGUGGACGGCAGCACCGACGGCGCACCAUCCACCUCCAGAGUCCAUUCGACCGCUACAUCCGAUGACCCGGCUGACGAAGACGAUGAGGAUGGUCCAGCGGAGCGGGGUAACAGACCCAAGUGGCGCGGGGUAGCUCGUGACGUGAACCUCUACCUCGAGCAGCGUCUUCGAGCGAUGCAGCGCCCACCUGCCAGCGGUAAAUCGUCCUCGUUGGUGGUGGACGCGAAGAGCUUCGAGCGGAUGAUGCGGACGCUGCCGUUCACAAGCUCAAAGCCCGAGCUGGCACACCUUGUAAGACGCUUUCGGGUGAAGCACGAGGACGAAGAAGAUCGGGGCAAAAGUACCAAGCAGGUCGACGGCCUCGCGUUCCUGCAGGCGAUCGAGCGAUUCGGGCGGUGGCGAUCGAUUUCAAUGCCGUCGAAGCGACAGAUGAGCUCGGUUGCCAAGCCCACGAUCGACUCGGCAGGACCGAUUGUUCAGUAUCUCGCAGUGCUGCACCGCCGCAUGCAGGAGGAGGAGCAGGAGCGUCGAGACCGAGACAACCCGCAGUCUCUAAGCCCCAAAGCGAGACCACAGUCACGCGUAACACUCCGCUCCAAGCAGAAGCAGCGGGUGAAGGAGACGCCUCGAUCGAAGGAUGCGAAGACUGCGAAGCGCAAGCCGCCGCCCAGGUCCAACCAAGAGCAGGACCCGCCACCGUUCGACAAGCCCAGCAAAACUCGGGCCGACGUGAUUGCGGACCGCCAGCGACAGCGCAUCCAGGUGCUCGAACAGCAGCUCGUUGACCAGAAGCUGCUCCUGCUAGCGCAUCAGAAGCCCGCUGCAAGUACAAGUAGCAAGGGCCCAGCCAUCGCCCCAGCCGAUCUCCACACAUUGCGUCUUCGGCCAGAUGAUUCUGUGCUGCGUUUGAAGCAGCAGCUUGAAACCCGCACUGGGGUGCCAGUAGAUCACCAAAUAAUCGUCGCCAACAGCGCGAGCCGAGGGGCGCCCGCCAUCCGGCUGCGGAACGGUGCUGCGCUGCGCGAGUACUCGGAGCAUGUGGGUGGCAGCCUGCCGCUGGCACGUGGGGACUCUGCCACCGGAGGGAUGACGGCCUUGUGA